Molecule: messenger RNA, 5544 nt
Organism: Pangasianodon hypophthalmus (striped catfish)
Lineage: Eukaryota; Metazoa; Chordata; Actinopteri; Siluriformes; Pangasiidae
Product: carbohydrate sulfotransferase 3
Exons: 4
Coding region: 552-1847 (431 amino acids)
Biological process (GO): carbohydrate metabolic process; N-acetylglucosamine metabolic process
Cellular component (GO): Golgi membrane
Molecular function (GO): N-acetylglucosamine 6-O-sulfotransferase activity; chondroitin 6-sulfotransferase activity
Source: RefSeq, a predicted model, not a curated record
GUUCGCGGGAGCGCGCGUUUAUUCCCGAGCCGCAGUCGCGAAGAGCGUGUGCGGGAGCGCGCCUGGGAUUUUCUGUUCUUUCUCCUGGAGGAACAUCACAUCUGAUUUUAAACGCGUGCAGGAAUUAUCCAGUGGGCUUUAAUGUGAACACACACACACACAGAGACAGUGUGAGUGUGUGUGUGUGUGUGUGUUUAUUGUGUUGGAUAAAGGGAUGAGCUGAUACACAUGUGAUGGAUCACACUGAUCACACAUUUCUGGAAUGAUGGAAAACCUGUUAGGAAUAUAAACACACUUUACAGCUUGGAGUGUGAGCAGGACAUCAUCCUCACAGCACACAUGCACAGUCAUGUCUGAGAAAAAUAUAUUAUGGCCAGACAACAGGAACUCUCAGCCACAGAUAAACUGAGAAUGAUUUUGGCAGAUUUGGCUGGAAUAUAGAGACAAAAACACCACAUCUGGAGGAAAAAAUUAAGCAGUGUGUGUGAGAGAGCUGAGAAGACCAGAGCCUGGAGGUCGAACUCACAAGCUGAACAUAAUCACGCACAAUAAUGAAGAUUAAAUACACCAUCUCCUUGGUCUUCAUAGUGGCUGUGAUCAUCAUCGAGAAGGAGAACAACAUCAUCUCCAAGGUCUCGGACAAGCUCUCUCUGAAGCAGACAUCUCAGACUCCACUCCAGACCAGCGGAUCGUCUUGGGCGUCUCUCCGACAAAAUGCCUCCAGUGUCCCGGUCCUGUCUGAGCUCGACUUCUCAUCUUAUCUGGAAGAAAAAUGGCGUCUGGAGAACAUCACCGAGCCCAGCGUAGGCGGGAAACACAUACUCCUAUUGGCCACGACGCGUACAGGUUCCUCGUUUGUGGGUGAGUUUUUUAACCAGCACGGCGCCAACAUGUUCUACCUGUUUGAGCCACUUUGGCACGUGGAGCGCAUGCUAACUCUGGAGGGUGGAGGGACCAAUGGUACAGUUUUGACGCAGGCUUACCGUGACGUUCUCCGUCAGCUCUUCUUGUGUGAUUUCUCCUUGCUGGAGAGCUUCAUCGAGCCACCCCCAAAGGAUCACAUAACGACAGGACUAUUUCGUCGUGAGUCCAGCCAGUCAUUGUGCAACGAUCCCGUCUGCACACCGUUUGUGAAGAAGGGUUACGAGCCUUACCAUUGCCGUAAGCGGCGUUGCGGUCCACUAAACCUCACGCUAGCAUCCCAGUCCUGCCUGGAGAAGGAGCACCAUGCCAUAAAGUCUGUACGAGUACGGCAACUAGAGACGCUACGAUCAUUAGCAGAAGAUCCACGACUGGAUUUGAAGGUUAUUCAGCUGGUCCGGGAUCCUCGAGCCAUGUUAGCAUCUCGUAUGGUUGCCUUUGCGAACAAAUAUGAGCACUGGAAGAGGUGGACCAUGGACGGAGACAUUCCUGAGGACGACAACGAAGUGAGGAAGCUCAAAGGGAACUGUGAGAACAUCCGCAUGUCUGCGGAAGUGGGUCUCAAACAGCCCCCGUGGUUGCGUGGACGAUACAUGCUAGUGCGUUACGAGGACAUCGCCAUGUUUCCUAUGCUUAAGGCAGCUGAGAUGUACCGGUUUACCGGCAUCCCGUUCACUGCCCAGGUGAAGGAGUGGAUCUUGAGGAACACGCAAGCAUCCGAUAAGGCCAGUGGAGUGUACUCCACCCAGAAAAACUCAUCCCAGCAGAUGGAGAAAUGGAGGUUCAGUAUGCCGUUUAAACUCGCACGGAUGGUUCAGAAAAUUUGUGGUCCCACCAUGAAUUUGUUCGGGUACACGUUCGCAGAAAGCGAAGAGAUGCUGACUGACAAAUCGAUCAGUUUGAUCGAAGAAAGGACUUUCUUAUGACCAUAGAACAAUUUUUUUACACAGAACUUAGACUUUUUUAGAAAAGAUUUUUUUGAAAUUCUAUUUAUUAUGAAGACUCCAGGAAGAAACCAGGACAAGAGCUGAAAGAUCAAAUGUACAAACUACAAACCGUAUCACAAACAUCACAAACAUCAUGGAGGGAUGUAGAGAAAUUAAUGUGAUCAGAAAUCAUUAUCUUGUUCCUACGACAUUUUACUCUUUUAUGUCCAUAAGCCGAACAUAUCAUGUAGCAGAGGACAUCAUUUUUCUUUUAUUGAUCAUUUCUGCUUUCAGCCAGUUCGGGUUUCCGCUUAGUUACGAUUGCUGUUUUCAUCCCAAAGAUGAAACUUAAGACACAAAACUUUAUUGUAAUACUUGGAACUCCGUUGAAACGGUACUUGUUACCAAAAAUCGACCAAAAAUUCUAACGCUGAUGUUGCUGUGUGUGUGAAUGCUAAUGGCCAGGAUCCAGGGGGACGUAUUCCUUGAAGGUAAAUAGUUUAAUAUUUAUAAUUAGCAUGUGAACUUCAACAGCAUCCGAUAUUCAUUUUAUAACGAAAUUCUGAGCUCUUGGUUUAAACUUUGGUUACCGGUUUCCUAUAUUACCCACAAUCCCAUUGGAUUUCCUGCUGAUAGUUGCGCAAUGGGACAUUUUCAGUUGUUAGAAUGCUAACACAAACGUUUCACUAAGGAACGUUAUCUGCCUCAGUAAAAAGCUAAGGUAAUAAGUUAGCUAAUUAAAGCUGUCAAUUACACAUAGACUAGUGGAGUAAUAAACAGGUUUACAAAUUAGCUAGUUAAUUACUCUAGCUACAGAUUCUUAAAUACCUGAUUUUCUAGCUAUGUUGCUAAUCAUCUUGUUGACUAACUGAAAGGGUUACUAGCGACUGAGCUAGUUUUCUCAAUGUGUUAUUUUUGUAACCUUCUCCAAAACUUUUGGAUAAGUAGCUGAAUGUUCUCUGUUUGCGUACAUGCUAGGUCAAAGUUUGUUUUAGGCUUGAAGCUGCCUGUUAAAAAAGUAACCGUGUUAAUUAUUGUUAUUAUUAUUUUUUAUAUUCUCUCCAGUUUUGGCUUGCUAAGUAUGUGUUUUUGGAGGGAAUUCACAUUUAGUGUAUUUGUAAUUUGUGUGUGUGUGUGUGUGUGUGUGUGUACCACGUGUGUUAGGGACAUUCCUUCUGCAGCUGGCUUGCAGAAAUGUGUGAAUUCGUCUCCAGAGGUUUUGGCUGUAGACAACUUCUGUCAACACUCUUAUAAUUGAUGUUAAUGUGGGAAAACGUUAGCAUCCAAACCCCGCUGUGCGCUCCAGUUCCGUUUUUAACAUGCGCCAUGUCGACUCGCCUUUAUCACUCCAAAGUGUGUAUGAACUAAUUCACAUCAGUGGCCACUUGCAGCAAAAAAAAGAGUGUUUAGCAAAAAAAAAAAAAAAAAAAAAAACGGCAUGGCAGCUAACUAGCUGCUUCACAAGAUAGCCGAUCUGUAAACAAGCUAGCUUACUUACUAUCUAGUACAAUAAAACAAUCUGGAUAAGUAACUAGCUAGGGUACUAAGUGUGCUAACAAGCGACUGAGCUAACUAACUUGCACAAUUUUAGCUUUCAAUUACAGAUAAAGAACUGGAGUAAAAAAAAACAAACAUGCUAAUUAGCUUGUUCACUAAUUAGCUACAAUACUCUAGCUACAAGUUUUUAAGUGUCUGAUUUGCCAGCUAUAUUGCUAUACAUCUAGUUCACUAACUAGGGUACUAGGUUUGCUCACAUGCUAGCAUGUUAACUAGCUAGCAAAAUAUAACCUGUCAAUUACAGAUAGAAGAAUGAAUCAAUAAAACAUGGAUUAGUUUAUUAUGGCUACUAUGGUUCACCAAUUAGCAAAGUUUGCUAACAAGCUAAUGUGCUAUCUAACUAGCAUACUCUUACUAUCCAUCAGCAGAAGUUUGGAAUAAUAAAACAGGUUCACUAAUUAGCAUGCAAACUCUAUCUUCUUAAAUAGCUGAAUUGCUAGCUGCUUGGUUAUCAUCUAGUUCACAAACUAGCUAUGGUAUUAGCUAUGGUGUUAUUAUUAUUAUUAUAUUACAAGAUAGCAUGCUAACUAGCUAGCACAUUUUUUAGCUGUCCAACAGCUGUCAAGUACAGAUAGAGGAGUGGAGUAACAAACAGCGCUCACUAGUUAGGUAGCAUACUGUAGUUACAGGUUCUUAAGUAGCUGGUAUGCUAGCUAUUAUGCUAAUCAUCUGGUUGGGUUACUAGCAAGCUAACUUGCUAACUAAACAAUAAAGCCCAGCACCUCUCAUGUCUAGAUAGAGCUGUUUGAGAAAUAAAAUAACUAAUUAAUGUGCUAAAUAGCUGAAUUAGGUAUAUGGUAUGCUAAUAAGCUAGCUUACUAUGUAGCUAGCACAAUAAAUAUAUUUUGGCUGCCUAUCAGCUGUCAAAUAGAAAUUUACAAAGCAUGCUAAUUAGUUGGUUCAGUAAUUAGCUAGCAUAAAAGGUAGCCAUCUUAAUAACUGUCUGGAUUAUUAACUAGCUAAGCUGCUAAGUAUGUGGUUUAAUAGCAAGCUAGGUUUCUUGCUAGCUAGCAUAUUUAGAGAUGGAGGAGCUGGAGUAUUGAAACAUGCUAAUUAGCUGGUUCGCUACGUAGCUCAGUUGCUAGCCAUGAUCAAAGCCAACGAUGAUGUGGUAAAAACAGUAUUGGAGCACAGCCAUGAUGGUUUUAUUUAAUAAAAACAUGCUAUUUUACAGAUUGUUUGCUACAAAAAAUGUCUUGCAUCAAAUUUGUGUCUUUUUGUUUCAUAAAUUGUUGUUGGGAUUUAUUUAUGUUUACAUUUUGGAAAAUAAAUAAAGCAAAACACUAAAAUCUUGUCUUCUGUGUUCUUCUCUCCUUGUAGCCGCCUAGCUAAUAUGGCUAAUCUGACAGGACGUUUGGGAGAAUUUUUAGUCACAUUCAUAUUGUUCAUAAUUUUCACAUUGCUAAUGCUAGCUAGCUGACAAACCUAAGGUAGAAUGACAGUAUUUCUGAAAAGAUAUUCCACUUAUUCAAUGCUAACACUAGCCUGGAGGCUAACAUGGCUACCCUGAAGUACUUUCUGAGAGGAUUUUAUAAUCAUGUUCAAAUAUGUUCAUAAUUUUCACAGCUAAUGCUAGCUAGCUAACUAUAAUCUAACCUGACAGGAUUUUUGUUCAUUUUUAUGAUAUUCACUGCUAACACUAUCCAGCUAGCUAACAUGGCUAACCUGACAGGUUUAUUAAGAGGUCUGCUAUUCAUUAUCUUUGCUGCUAAAGAUAGCUAGCUAGCUAGCAUGACCUAACUAAACAUGAUUUCUGAGAAUAAUUUGUAUGCUGUAUACUGUAUGUAAACAUAAGCUAACUCAACAAGAUUUCUGAGAGGAUUUUUCUGUCAUAACCUUAAAUCUUCAGUGCUAAUGCUAGCAAGCUAACUAAAACGAUGUAAUCUUGACUGAUAAUGCUAAUCUGCUAGCUGACAUGUUGAGUUAGCUAAAAAUUUCUGAGAGGAUUCUUUCUGUCAAGUCCAUAAAUGUGCAAAACUGUCAUUCCUAAUGCUAGUAGGCUAACAAUGCUAGCCUCCAGGAUGUCUGAGAGGAUUUUUCAUUCAUGUUCACUGCUAACGCUAACCAGCUAGCUAACAUGGCUAACCUGACAGAAUUAUUAAGAGGAAAUGUGUUAUUCAUAAAUGUUCAUUAUUUAAUG